UACAGUGCCGCGUCACAGGCGCGGCAGCAUUUGCUUAUGUAACUUUUGGUCAACGAAAUAAUAUCGUUCAGAACGUUCAACGUUCAACAUCCAUGCCACCCAAAACGCCGGAGGACCCAGAACAAAACCCAUAUGAUCUACUUGAAAUCUCACAGGAGGCUACAGAAGCCGAGAUUAGGACAGCCUAUCGAACCCGUUCACUGAAAGUUCAUCCAGACAGAAACAGAAAUGAUCCUAAUGCAGCCCAGAAAUUUCAUGCAUUGACGACCGCUUCCACCCUCCUCCUCGAUCCGCUUCGCCGUCUCGCGCUCGACGCACAACUCCGUCUGCAAGCUGCUAAGAAGCAGCGCUUCGCAUCUUAUGACAAUAAGCGUAAGGCGAUGGUCUCUGAGUUGGAGGAGCGGGAGAAAGAAUUCAAGAAGGCGCGAAUGGCUAAGGAGCAGGAGAGAACUGUGAGGGAGAGUGAAAACAUGAGGAUUCGUGAGGAGGGGCGACGAAUGCGGGAGCAGAGGGAAAAGGAGCUCGAACUGCAGGAAUUGGAACGUCAAUGUGCGAGGACGAAACCCGAGUCGAAUGUCGAAGAAGAAUCCCUCGCUCCGCCGCCUCCCAGUGAUUUGGAUACAACAAUCCUUAUCAAAUAUGCACUGUCAUCGUAUCCUGCGCUUUCUACAGCAUCCGCACUCACAGCCCACCUUCAACGGUAUGGCGAGAUUGAUGAAGGGACGGUGGUGAUGUCGCAGAAAGCCAAGAAGUCGAAAAAGUCCAAGGGAGUUGUAGAUGGCGAGAUGAUAGUGACCGCACUGGUGCCGUUCAAUCAGUUAGGCGCUGCAUUUGCUGUGGUAUCGAGCGCCGAAUCGCUGAAAGAGCGGGGCAUGGACGUGGCAUGGGCAGGUGGAUCUGAGCCUCCGAUCCUAGGCUGGCUCCGCGAACGCGGAGAACUUGGAGGACCCGCGGUCAAUCGUACCGAGCCGCUCCCGACAAAGCCUACUCCAGAGGGGACGACGUUCGGUUCGUUUCCCUCGAGUUUUCCUGAUGUGGCACCGCCACCGCCACCUGCUGCAAAGGCGGGGAUAGACUAUGAGUCGUUGACGCUCCUCCGUAUGCGUGAAGCUGAGCGUGCACGCUUAGAGAAAGAGAUACUGGAAGCAGAAGCUGCUGAGGGCGGCUAGUCUUUCUUUGCUCGCUGAGCAUAUGAUGUCUUCUGACAUCGAACGUUUUGUCGCGAUCUCAAUUUCUGGUGUGAGGUCUAGAGCACCCUGCGCCCUUGGCGCCCUUGAUGCUUCUCGUGGGUAGUAACGAGGGACUACGGUGGAAGGCUAGAG
Messenger RNA from Suillus plorans, 1322 nucleotides. RefSeq lists its product as uncharacterized. Bases 93 to 1169 code for a protein of 358 amino acids. Gene Ontology annotation, cellular component: spliceosomal complex. The transcript has 4 exons. The record is from RefSeq and is a predicted model, not a curated record. Gene Ontology annotation, biological process: spliceosomal complex disassembly. NCBI's taxonomy places the organism in Eukaryota, Fungi, Basidiomycota, Agaricomycetes, Boletales, Suillaceae.